UGGGCGGAGCCAGGGUAGCUGGGUGGCUGGGUGGCUGGGUGGCUAAGGGACUCUACUUCUACUCAUACUUCUACUGGAGAAGCAAAGAGACUGACAUGGAGCAGAGGAAGGGUCUGGCUGGCCUCUUCCUGGUGAUCUCUCUUCUUCAAGGCACUGUAGCCCAGUCAAAUCAAGCAAAGAAGUUGGUACAAGUGGAUGACAGCCGAGGAGACGGCUCUGUACUUCUGACGUGUGGCUUGAGUGGCAAGACUAUCAUGUGGCUUAAAGAUGGGAACAGAAUAAGUCUUCCAAAUGCAACUAAAAACACUUGGAAUCUGGGCAACAAUGCCAAAGACCCUCGAGGCACAUAUCAGUGUCAAGGAGCAAAGGAGAAGUCAACGCCCCUACAAGUGUAUUACAGAAUGUGUGAGAACUGCAUUGAGCUAAAUAUAGGUACCGUAUCCGGCUUUAUCUUCGCUGAAAUCAUCAGCAUCUUCUUCCUCGCUGUUGGUGUAUACUUCAUUGCUGGACAGGAUGGAGUCCGUCAGUCAAGAGCUUCAGACAAGCAGACUCUGUUGCAAAAUGAACAGCUCUACCAGCCCCUCAAGGACCGGGAAUAUGACCAGUACAGCCAUCUCCAAGGAAACCAACUGAGGAAGAAGUGAACUCAGCAGGUCUCAGAGUGUUCUCCCUUCUAUUCAGAAUCAAAGCAAUGCAUUUUGGAGAGACCCCAGUAGAGAGAUUUUCAACCCUACAGUUAGACUGCAAGCAGAGAGGAAGAACUGUCAGAGAAAUUUUGGUCUUUUUUUCAAAAUAAAAUAAAAGCUUGGGGGAGCCAGUGGCAUGACUCAGAAGCCGAGCACUUGUCAAGCUUGCUUGAGGCUCUAGGUGAGCUUCUCAGCACCCCCCACCCAGACCCCCCCAAAAACAGUGAAGGAAAACCAGCACAUCAUAGUGUCUGCAGAGUGCCCCCUACUGGGAAAAUUGUAAAUGAUUAAAAUUAAAAAAGAUCAAGAAUAACCUA
Mastomys coucha (southern multimammate mouse) is the source of this 1003-nucleotide messenger RNA. It is a transcript of the gene Cd3g, whose product is annotated as CD3g molecule. The record is from RefSeq and is a predicted model, not a curated record. Gene Ontology annotation, biological process: cell surface receptor signaling pathway; positive thymic T cell selection. Gene Ontology annotation, molecular function: transmembrane signaling receptor activity. The transcript is spliced from 7 exons. Lineage: Eukaryota; Metazoa; Chordata; Mammalia; Rodentia; Muridae. The coding region runs from base 96 to 644 and encodes 182 amino acids. Gene Ontology annotation, cellular component: membrane; external side of plasma membrane; alpha-beta T cell receptor complex.